UGUGACUUCAGGAGCUGUAAACAUCAACUGAGCGAAGAAAAUCCUGUCGUGACUCAUCUGCAUCAGUGAUAGACACAUACCAGUGUAAGGUCUGACCCUGAGAGAACAAGAUGGAAACUCUGUUUCUCUUCCUUUUCCUGAAAGUUAUUCAAGCUGAAGCCUCGUCUUGGACACUUCAGGUGCCAUCUUCAAUUAAAGGCCUCCCUGGAUCCUGUGUGGUGAUUCCCUGCUCAUAUAACUACCCUGAUCCGAGGAAGACGGUCACUCAAUUCACUGGGAUUUGGCAGGAGGACACAAAUAAGCUUAUCUAUCACAGUGUUGCCUCUGAAAUCACGCAGCAGUAUCAAGGUCGAACCGAGCUGGUGGGAGAUGUCAGACAGAAGAACUGUUCACUGAAGAUUGAUCCUCUUCAACAAAGUGACCGUGGGCCUUUUCACUUCAGGAUCGAAAUUGGAAACUAUGAAAGUUUUUCUUACCUGCAGAACAAAGUCUCCAUUACAAUGAUAACUGAACCAAGUCCCAUCAAUUUCUCUGUGAAAGAGGAAGUGGAAGAGGGCGUAAAGGUGUCUGCGUCCUGCUCUGUGUCUCACUCCUGCCCCGCCUCUCCCCCUGUCUUCACCUGGAGUCACUCUGGACAAGAACAUUUCCAACCACAGCAGCUUGAAAAUGGCCAGUGGGAAGCAACGUCCACGCUGACCUUUCAACCCACCCGCACUGAUAACAACAAGCCUUUACAAUGCACCGUAACAUACAAGGGAGGGCAGCACCAGAAAACAUCCAAGGUCCUCAAAGUGAAAUAUGCCCCUGAGAUUAAGAACGUCUCUUCCUGCUCCUCAGAGGGGGAUAUGGUGAAGUGCAUCUGCAUUGUAGAGUCCAAGCCCUCCAGCAUGGUCCAUUUUUUGCUUUCUAACAGAGUCCUGUCAAGCACCAAGGUAGAAAUCCAUGGACCUGUGUCCAUUGGGACUCUGCAGGCAAACUUGGGAUCAUUUAGAAUCAUCCACUGUGUGGCAAACAACACGGUGGGCAAUGCCAACAUCACACUAACUUUACCGGAUAAAAGUGAGAUACCGACUCUUGCCAUCGCCAGUGGAGCUGCAGCUGCGAUUUUGGUGAUACUAAUAGUGGUGGCAGUGGUUAAGAAAUGUAGGGGGAGAUCUGGAGGUGUGCCACCAUCUCAAAUGCAGACCAUGACAGCACACAAAACUGUGGAGGUCCCCCAGUACUCUACAACACCAAGGAAAGAGAUGUGCUAUGAUGAUGAACAGUACCCUAGCAAUGAUCAUAUAUAUGGCAACAUGGAGACUGAAUGGACAACUGAUGAUGAUGCAAUAUACGCCAAUGCAUAAUAUGAACAAGAACAUUCCUGAUUGGUCCAGGAGAACUGCUGCAGUCCAUCUGUGUGUCCUCUCACUGAUGUGAUUAUUAUGUGGGUCAAGACAGUUACAACUGUUAAUGUGCUAUUUUCUGUGCAGUACAUUUCACAUAUAUUCAGUUUACAUAUAUUUUUCAAAAGUAUUGUGUUUGAAAAUAAUCCUAUUACUCAUGAUCUUUUGUGUCUGCAUGUUUUUCUGUAGUCCAGAAACAAAACUUUAUUGCAGUCACCUGUUCUAUUUGUUGUUUUAGUGCUUUUUGUGAAGCUUUAUUGUCUGUUUUCUUGCCCACAGUGUCACUAGGUUUAAGUAUUUUAGUUUCUACCUUUUCUGUCUGCCUCUCUCUUCCAACUGUUUGACUUUUUAACUAUCUGAGCAAUAGUAUGAGCUGGUCCUGCAUUACUUGAUGCGCUGUUGGAUGGCGGCUGAUCUAAGGGAGGUGCAGAGGGUCCUGCAGUUACUCUUAUGUCUGUAUCCCUGAAGGUAACAUCAGUGUUCAGUAGCACGGUGGCAUAUUCUAUAAACGGCCAUAAACUGCCAAUGUGAUUAGCUGUUCUUUUUGCAUAAAGGCCAGCAAUUUUAAAAACACAACUCUCACUGAAAGAAAACCACUCAGCACUAAAUCCUCCUGUGAUUACUUGUAGGAGCAGUUUCUUUUUGGUUGGAUGUGGGUGCAAAUUAGCCCAUGCAUAGCACAUGGCAGCAGCCUGUCUUUCAACUUGGUUUGGAUGUUUAAGCUUGAUCUGACAUAUUUCAGAAUGUUUGAGCAUUAUAGCAUUACUAAGCAGUAGGAGAGUGUUGGAGCUUACAUUUGCGUGUACUUUGUAAAUUUCUGCGCACAAGGCCUCAUCUAUUUUUGAUAUGACCGUUUUAACUUCCUCUGAGUCAUCUUGAGUCGUCGGUGGGGACCCAGAGAAAGACACACGUUGGCUUUUAGGUGUCUUUGGUGACUUUGGAGAGCAGACUUCUGAUGCUAUCUUUUCCCACUGUGAUGUGCACUCGCACGUUUACCGAUAUUCCUAAUUAGCUGUCCUUUUCCUGGAUUUCAUGAUGUCCGUCAUCAUUUUCAUCUUUUUGGAGGAGAAUGACCCAGGUGGAAUUAAAAGUUUAUCUUUGUCUAUCUUUUGUCUUUCCCUUCAAAUCUGGUUUAUUUUGGAUUGUAAGUGUUUAGGAAUUCCAGGAAGUGUCAUUUCUAUUGCCUGAGCUUUAGUGUUGUUCGAGGCCAUUUUAGAAGCACAUUUCACUACUUACAGAGCAGUAACGAUGGAUGAGGAUCAUAAACCAAGAAACAAAAGGAAAAAAGGUUUUGUACUUAUAGAUUUUAGAAGAGAUGGAUGAGAACAACAAACAGUAUCAUAUGAGUUAGAGUAACAUGAGGUAGUUUCCUGUAAGGUAACUAAAGCAGCAUCAACUUACACAAUACAACAUAUAUUUCAUACAUUCGAUGCAACUGGAUGCUCUUGUGGGUUUACAUUUAGAUUGUGAAUUAAAGGCGUCUGUGGUGGCUGUGGGAUUACUACACCACACUCAAAGUGUGUUUCUCUCUCUCCUUUUUCUCUCUGCUGCCAGAGUGAGUCAUGCCCUAAGCACACUUCAAGCAAGGGAAAAGCAGUCACUGCAAUUCACAUAUAUUAAGCCAAAUAUUCCUUCUAAGUACAAUUUCUAAUUUGUUUUUUUGGAAUAUUGUCAAGAGGCACACAGGGUAAGACAAAGAAAAUAAAAUAAAUCUUUUUACUUACCCAGUGUCCGUCUGUCUUGCAUUCCUUGCCAACAAUCUUGUACUUGAUCAAUAUCUGUCCAAUACACACUUUGAUGAAGAAUAAAGAUAAAGAAACUUUA
Molecule: messenger RNA, 3209 nt
Organism: Thunnus maccoyii (southern bluefin tuna)
Lineage: Eukaryota; Metazoa; Chordata; Actinopteri; Scombriformes; Scombridae
Product: myelin-associated glycoprotein-like
Exons: 9
Coding region: 111-1346 (411 amino acids)
Source: RefSeq, a predicted model, not a curated record